This is a messenger RNA of Lactuca virosa, 696 nucleotides long. The record is from the annotation of a GenBank genome assembly. NCBI's taxonomy places the organism in Eukaryota, Viridiplantae, Streptophyta, Magnoliopsida, Asterales, Asteraceae.
AUGGCGUUUUACUUGGAUGAAGAAGAAGUAUGGAAAUGUCCAAAGCAUCCGUCGAAGCGGCGGAGGAGUGGUAUCUGCCCUACAUGCCUCCGUGAACGCCUCGUUACACUCUGUCCAGAAUGUGCAAAUACUCGUCCAUGUGCGUGUUGUCCAGCUCAAGCCGAUUCGACGUCUUCUUCUUCUUCGUCUUCCUCAUCGUUUUCUAUCUUCCAGUUUUCCCGUGGCGGUAGCCUCCGCGACGGUUUUCUGUCGUCCGCCGCCGCAGGGGAAGUCGGUCGCGUGUCGAAUCUAAUCGAAAGUGAACCUGCGUUUAGGAAAUCUAGAUCUCUAGCGAUUCCCUUCCUCCGAUCGAGAUCGAAGUACGUCGGUGGUCGAUUCGAUCAACAGUUCGUCGAGGAAGACAAAAAACCUCUGCCGAGGGUUAGCCGGAGCAAAAUAAACUUCUGGUCGGUUUUCAAGGUGAAUAAAACUAAAAAAUGCGAUGCACACGGCGGCGAACAGGAUGACGAAUCGAAUAAAAGUGAUAUCUCCGUCGCAACUGAAGAUUAUUCAAGGAUGGCUAGAUCCAGAUCAGUAGCUGUAGGGGCCAGUCACGGCUUCAGUCCGGUAGCCGCGAAACGCCGUGGGUGGCUGACAACAACUUUCCGGCUUCCGCUGCAACGAACAAGGAAUAAAUUAAUUGGGAACGGCAGCUAA